This is a messenger RNA of Vanrija pseudolonga, 189 nucleotides long. RefSeq names its product Cytochrome c oxidase subunit 6B (gene cox12). NCBI's taxonomy places the organism in Eukaryota, Fungi, Basidiomycota, Tremellomycetes, Trichosporonales, Trichosporonaceae. The transcript has 4 exons. Gene Ontology annotation, cellular component: mitochondrion; respiratory chain complex IV. The coding region runs from base 1 to 189 and encodes 62 amino acids. The record is from RefSeq and is a predicted model, not a curated record.
AUGGCCGAGGAAAAGACCUACACCCAGAACUUUGUCGACUUCCACAAGUGCGUCAACGCCAAGGGCGAGGAGUUUGCCCCCUGCCAGCAGUUCAAGCGCGCCUACCUCUCCCUCUGCCCCAACGAGUGGUCCAACAAGUGGAACGACCAGGUCGAGAACGGCACCUUCCCCGCCUCGCUCGAGCCUUAG